Bipolaris sorokiniana ND90Pr is the source of this 5529-nucleotide messenger RNA. RefSeq lists its product as uncharacterized. Gene Ontology annotation, biological process: regulatory ncRNA-mediated heterochromatin formation. Bases 1 to 5529 code for a protein of 1842 amino acids. NCBI's taxonomy places the organism in Eukaryota, Fungi, Ascomycota, Dothideomycetes, Pleosporales, Pleosporaceae. Gene Ontology annotation, cellular component: nuclear RNA-directed RNA polymerase complex. Gene Ontology annotation, molecular function: helicase activity. The record is from RefSeq and is a predicted model, not a curated record. The transcript is spliced from 9 exons.
AUGGCUAGGUUGAUGAGUGAGAGAUGGUGUUGCUCACCCGCUACCCUAUCCCUUUCAUUCUUGCCCGAUUUGGAAACUGCACUUCACUCUCACCUCUCAACACGAAUUGAAAAGUUUUUCUUUCGGCUAGCGUUUGCACAAACAAGAGUGAAUCCGCUCAUUUUAAAAAAUCCUCCUCCUCCUGUGUCAAAGCACUCUUUUCCUACAUCAAAGCACUUCCUUCUCCUCACAUUAAUCAAAGAGACAGAAGAACAGCGUCAGGCACGAAAUUCAUACAACUCAUGGAAGCGAUUGUUUGCUCGACUAGUCGAUAAUUCCAGUAUAAGGCGACAGCUCUGGGAAGGCGCGUUCAGUAUAUUGGAGGCAGGAGAUCGAGAUUGGCGCCAACGACUCCCUCAAGACCUUAAUGAAGACGAUGGAAUUGGACAUCGUCACAUCCUUGCCUUACUCAGCGCCAAUAUCAGUGGUACUGACAAUGAGACCUUCAUCAGCAAUGCCCGCAACUUCCUUCUUACAAUCACUCAUCCAUCCAUCCUGUGCUGUCUCGCUGUUGAUACCCAUGUUGAGCUCAUCUACAAUCUCUUUGGAGGAGUUGGUGGAAAGAGGGCUGUUUCCUUUCUUCGACGCCUUAUUGGGGCCAUAUUGGCAGCUUCGGCUACAGGAGCGACCAGGAACUCAACGGAGGACGCAAAAGCAACACUUCUUGCCAUGGCUGUUGCUCUAUUCGAGCUUCUCAGGCGUGAAUAUAGGGUGCACUUCAACGAUGAGAUUCCUUCGCUUGUCGAAUCUAUACAGACUGCCACAGAAGUCUCUAAAGACGAUGUUUCUUCAGAUUCGUUGGCACGCAUCUUCAACAAGCUAAACGACACUCGAGCCUUGUUAGCACGCUCUCAAGGUCUUCUUGCUGACAUGAACAUGGAUGAAAGCAAUGCAGCCGAUGAGUACAACAACGCAUCCUCCUAUCCGCGCGACCUGAUCGUGCCCUCCGGCCGUUUCGACAAUGACAAGAAAGACAUCGCUGACAUAGUCUUGUUUCCCACUCGAGAUGAGAUUAUGAGCGACGCAGAAGAAUUUCUUCCUUAUACCAACCCUGACCAGCCUCAUUUCCCCGAUGAUCCUGUACAGCGCCACAUCGAUACUUUCUUCAGGUUGUUAUGCCACAAUAUCUUUGGUGAGUUAAAGGGAGCUCUGGUAGGGGUAAUGCACACAAUAACUCAGGAGCCUACUGCACUAUGUAAUGCAAAGCUGAGCCUAGGGGACAUGCAGGCCAGAAAGGGUCUACAAGCACAGGUUGAGUUUGUUCAACCAGGCGCAGUUCGCAGAAAGUCAAGUGCAAAAAAAGAGAGAUGGUGGGAGGAACCGCGAAGGUUCAAUGAAGGAACACUACUUUCCUUUAUAUGGAUCGAUAAUUCUGUUACUCAGCACGUUUUUCUUACAGUUUCGGGAAAGACCACAGAUCCCGCAAAAGAAUACAGCCUGAGUCAUGGCAAAGAAAUGGCGUAUAUCACUGCAAGUCUGGCAACGCAAGAUCGGACCACCGUGAGGAGUCUCAUGCAAGCGCACACUGGAGCGGUUCGUGGCCUGCUGUUGGAGUUUCCCAACGUGAUACCUGCCACAUUUUCACCUAUUCUGGAGAAUCUGAAGGAGAUGCACCGCUUGAAUCGUCUCCUAUUCCAGCAGUGGAUCGUGCCUCGCAGACACGAAGGACAACCGGGGAAACGGGUGAUGUAUCAAAUCCCCCCGCCUUUGUACACACGUACUCCCGGCUUCAAAUUCUCUUUGUCGCCUCUGCUAAAGGACGAAAACAAGGGGAACCAGUUGCUAAUGGAUUCUAGGUCCUCAUGCGAUGGCGAAGUGUUACUUAAGAAGCUUGGAACCGCGACCUAUCUUGACCGUGGACAGUGCCAGGCUUUGAUUGCGGCGCUGACUCGUGAAUAUGCAUUCACCCAAGGUCCUCCUGGAACUGGAAAGAGUUAUCUCGGUCUCCAAAUCAUGAAGGUUCUUUUAGGUCUCAGCAAAAAGGCCAAUUUGGGGCCCAUCAUAAUAGUAUGCUACACCAACCAUGCGUUGGACCAAUUCCUAGAACAUCUGCUUAAUAUAGGUGUGACAAAACUCAUCCGAGUUGGAGCAAUGAGCAAGUCCGAGAAGUUGGAAGGCCACAAUCUCCGCUCUGUGAGCGACCUGGGGAUAAAGACGAAGUCAGAAAAGUACAUGGCGGCUGUGAACUACAACCGGCUUGAGAAGACGCAGAGAGAAGCCCAGAUUGUGCAGAAAGCAAACACGGAUGUAUAUUCGCUGACGACUCGGGAGCGAGGCGCUUUAGUCGCGCAUUGGAUUGAGGGAGCUCGAAGCAACAAAAUAGACGAGCUCUAUGAGAUGAUCAAUGAUGCUGCAAAAACUCAACAAGAGCUGACAAACGUACACGAAGAACUGAACCGACGAGUACUGGAAGAAGCGCAAGCCAUUGGUGUGACGCCAACUGGCCUUGCGAAACGAAUUGAUAUCCUUCAGCAAGUGAAGUGCAAAGUUAUCAUCUGCGAAGAAUCCGGAGAGCUCAUGGAAAGCCACAUGAUCUCCGCACUACUCCCUGAUAUGGAACACGUGAUCCAGAUCGGAGAUCAUGAGCAGCUUCGACCUUCAGUGAACAACUUCCCCGAUCUAUCACUCGAGAGUGAGCGAGGAAAGCUCCACCAGCUUGACAGAAGCCAGUUUGAACGACUCUGUGUUGGUGAGCCGGGACGUCCUUUGAUACCCAUAUCUUCAUUGAUACGUGAGACCAUCUACGGGAAACUCCAAGAUCAUCCUUCCACCACCUAUCUACCCGAUGUAGUUGGUAUGCGCCAGAACGUUUUCUGGCUUGACCACACAAACCUCGAAAACCAGGAGGAUGCACAUGCUCAUAUCAAUAAUUACAAAUCGAACUCAUGGGAAGUUGGAAUGGUGCAUGCACUAGUGCGACACAUUGUUCGCCAAGGAGUGUACAAAUCCGAAGUUAUCGCGGUAUUGAUGCCAUAUACCGGCCAACUUCAUAAGUUACGAGCCACUAUGAGGAGCGAUUUAGAGAUUUGCCUUAGUGACCGCGACAGGGAAGCAUUGGAGAACGACGGCUCCACAGUCGAUGACGUGACAUCUCAAGUACCAGCCGCAUCCGAACUUCGAUCAUAUCAAGGAAAGCCCUUGGAGAAGAAGCAGCUAUCCAAAAUGUUGAGAAUUGCUACUGUCGACAACUUCCAGGGAGAAGAAGCAAAGAUCGUCAUCGUGUCACUCGUACGAAGCAAUGAGGCACAGAAAGUUGGGUUCCCCAAACGACCAACCGUUAUCAACAUGCUUAGAGCCUCUGCCUGUGUCGGUAAGAGCCUGGCUCUGUCUUGCCCUAGACAUCCCGGAAUGCUUAUCAAAUUACAAGAACCAGAUGACUUUCAGAAAUACAGCCCUGAAGGUGGUUGUAUGUUGGCAUGUACUGAUCGUCUUGACUGCGGUCAUCGAUAUGGGGCUAGAUACCAUUCCGAAGCUAUGCAUGCACCAUGUGGUCAUUCAUGCCAAAAGGCCACAUGUGGAGAGCCUUGUGGGAAAUGUAUGGUAUUUUGGAACAACGUGCCGCUUCCGUGUGGCCAUCUUAAGCAUUCCGUUCACUGUUACCGCACCAAAAACGUCGCUAGCAUUGCUUGUGAUGUCAAGGUAUCAAAGGUAGUUCCUGGCUGCAAACACGAAGUAGCUGUUAAAUGCUCUCUGGAUGUUUCUAAAUCCCACUUCAAAUGCCCUACCCUAUGUGAGGCUCUGCUACCUUGCGGUCAUCCUUGCCCCGGAACCUGUGAUCAAUGCAACACCAAGGAUGCUCGUGAUGAGCCAUUGAUCAAGCACUCCACUUGCCGGAAGAUUUGUGGUAGGAAGUAUGGAACCUGCAGUCACAACUGCAAACGUCCAUCCCACGAUGGAACUGAUUGUGGCUUGUGUCAAAGCCCAUGUGAAGUCCGCUGCAAGCACACCAAAUGUGCAAAGAAGUGCCAUGAGAAUCGUACGCCAUGCACUGAACCUUGCGAAUGGUCCUGCGAUCAUCGAGGCAACUGCAAAAUGCCAUGUUCAGCACCCUGCGAUCGAUUACCCUGCGAUGAACGUUGCACAAAGCGUCUACUAUGUGGUCAUCAAUGUCCGAGUAUUUACGGUGAAGAAUAUCCUACAGAAUACUGUCAGCAAUGCGGUAUGAAAUCUGAAGAACAGCCAGACAUGAUCAUAAUGUCAAGUUACGCUGAUAUCAAUCUAAAUGAAUAUCCCAUCGUUGUCCUUGGCUGCGGCCACUUCUUCACAACCGAGACUCUAGAAGGCCAUAUAGGUCUCAAGGACAUAUACGAGGUUGACAAGAGAACAAUUGGGUUCAUCGGUCUGAUCGAGAAUUCCGAGCUUUCAGCAGCAAUCCCACAAUGUCCAAACUGCAGAGAACCUGUCAAACAGUUCGUGACACAGCGCUACAACCGUCUUAUCAACCGAGCUCUGAUUGACGAGAUAUCUAAACGUUUUGUCAUCAGCGGACAACAGACACUUCAGCUACUGGAAGACAGGCUUGCUGUUGAGCGGGCUAAUCUUGAAACCUCACGCACUGCUGUUGUUCCCAUAUCUCCUGGUUUGGGCACCAAUCAGGCUGUCAUCGAAAUGAAGAUGAAAUAUAUCUACGACAGCCUUCGAAACAGGUAUUCCAGCGCGGCGAUUUUGGUGGAAGAUGUAAGGUUGUUCCGCCACAGAGUGGAUGUUCAGCACAAACCAACGUACAAACUGUACCAAUCGAUUAUGCACAGUUACAAGAAGAAUGGCUCCCUCAACGACGAUCUUGCUCAGUUAUCCCUCAGCUCAUCCUCCAAGUAUCUGGAGCGCGACCGUGAUCAGCGCAUCACUUUAGGUGGCCACCUCCUCGAAAUCAAAGUGCAGAGUUUGCUACUUGAGGACAAAUUUGAAAUUGCACGAGUGGUACUCAAACAUGUAGGUGGAACAGUACCACUCAAAUUUAGUGGAGGUUCGCCUGUAACGAAGACGGAUUCCUUCCUUGAGGCAUGCGAGAAACUAAUCGGCGACUGUAUAUCUGGAUACCUCCCAAAACUCGCUGUUGAGACAUCCUUAUACUACGCCUGUAUUGCCCAACUUUUCAGCAGCUCUGUAAUGGCCAAGGACACCGAUCGCACUCGAGCAACCAACUACCGCAACACUGCCAAAUGCCAUUUAGAGCAAGCAGAAAAACUCUGCCAGAAUUCUUUCCGCGGCCGAGACAUCCUCCGAAAAGCAGUGCUCAGCUCAGCAGAGAUGCUAAAUAGGGAGUUCUACGAGAAAGUUUCAAAGGACGAAAUCGACGCUAUCAAACAGGCAAUGGUCAGUGGGCCUGGAGGUAUCGCAACGCACUCUGGACAUUGGUACGACUGUGUAAAUGGACACCCAUGCGGCAUGCCCAUUCAACUCGCACGCUGUCCGGAAUGCGGCGAGCCUGUCGGCGGCCAGAACCACACUGUCGUCAGGGGUGUUUCGUGCGCAACGGCGAUGGAGUAA